AUGGCAUUUUCAACUCAGAACAUUGCCUGGUUAGGCCUGUUCGCAGUUUCAGUCUGGGUAAUCCAGAUACUUUACAUAUCUCUUCGCCCAGGCCUUCGUGACUUGCCCGGCCCUUGGCUCGCACGAUACACUCCGUUAUGGCGUCUCAUGUUUGUAUUCAACGGCAAAGCGCCUGAGGGUUAUCGGAAGCUGCACGCAAAGCACGGUCAAAUAGUCCGAACGGCCCCUAAGGUAGUAGAUAUUUCAGAUCCUUCUGCUAUAUCAUUGAUUUAUGGAAUUGGCAGCAAGUUUAUCAAGUCUGAUUUCUACCGUUCCUUCGAUGUCAUGUACCAGGAAGAGGCCAUGGCGAGCAUGUUCUCAACUCGAUCGCCCGACGAGCACAAGGCACUCAAGCGGCCAGUUGCACAAAAAUUCAGCAUGACCUCCAUUAAGACCCUCGAAUACCUUGUUGACCCAUGCAGCGAGAUAUUCACAGCAACCAUGAAGGAAAUGCAGGGUCAGGUGGUUGACCUCGGUGUCUGGCUGCAGUGGUACGCUUUCGAUGUGAUCGGAGCUAUCACCUUUUCGAAACGCUUCGGAUUCAUGGAAUACCGCGAGGACGUCAACAGUGUCCUUUCCGGAAUUGAUCUGGGUCUUCGAAUUGGCGGGAUCCUCGGACAGGUUCCGAUGCUGAAUAGAUUCUCGUUGGGGAGCAAGACGUUCCACAACAUUUUAUCUCAACUAUCCCUUCCAAACCCAAUGGAUAUUGUCACCAAGAUGGUGUUGGAAGCUAUCGAGUCUUAUGACGCACAAACAUCCCCGACAGAUACUCGAUCCGACUUCCUCGCGUAUUUCCGGCAACAACAAAAGUCUACCGGGGAAGUCAUGCCGGACAAAGAGUUGAUGAACCAUCUCACUAAUAACUUGUUGGCUGGGAGCGACACUACCGGUAUCUCCCUUAGAGCUGUAUUCUACUAUCUCAUGCGAAACGCAGAUAGCUACAAGAAACUUCAGAAAGAGAUAGAUGACUUACAUGAUGCAGGGAAACUUUCGCCAGUAAUCAGUUACGCCGAGAGUCUCCAGAUGGACUAUCUGCAGUUGUGUUUAAAGGAAGCCAUGCGAAUGCAUCCAGGAGUGCAGUAUCCUCUCGAGAGAGUAGUACCUCAGGGAGGUGCCACCAUCAGCGGGCAUUUUCUGCCAGAGGGGACCAUAGUCGGAGUAAACGCUGCAGUCAUUCACCGGGAUCGGGAAAUAUUUGGCCAUGACGCAGAUGAAUUUCGGCCUGAGCGAUGGCUCUGCGAUGAGGAGAAGGCCAAAGUUAUGGAUCGUCAUUUAUUGACUUUCGGAGCGGGAGCGAGAACCUGUAUCGGAAAGAACAUUUCUAUCAUGGAAAUGGGAAAGCUCGUGCCACAGAUACUUCGACAGUUCGACCUGGAGUGGGCGUCGGAUGAGCCAGGCUGGAAAGUUGAGACCUUUUGGUUUGCCAAGCAGACCGGUUUGCUCGUACGGUUCCGAGAACGGUCUCAGAAUCCGCAAAUCAGCUUGGGAAAGGCAACUGUCUAG
This is a messenger RNA of Clonostachys byssicola, 1542 nucleotides long. Lineage: Eukaryota; Fungi; Ascomycota; Sordariomycetes; Hypocreales; Bionectriaceae. The record is from the annotation of a GenBank genome assembly.